This is a messenger RNA of Pelagomonas calceolata, 2951 nucleotides long. The record is from the annotation of a GenBank genome assembly. Lineage: Eukaryota; Pelagophyceae; Pelagomonadales; Pelagomonadaceae.
GCUAACUCGAGCUGCCCAAACCAGGCGUUGUCGGUGCGAGCCGUCCCGGGCGCGGCAGGGCAGCCACGGACAGCCGUACGCUACCGCACCUGGGGCCCAGCUUGGAUCAAACCGCUUGGGGCAGCCCCAGCCCUGCCGACUCGUCGAGCUAUAGCGCAGCGUAGGGGAUGGCGCCCGUCCGCUACCGCGCGCUGCCCGAGCCCGUCACGCUCCUGCCGCCCCAGACGAGUUCGCGACUCGCGCCGCCGCCGACCUGCGUCGCGCUGAGUGGAGACGGCACGCGCGCCGCGGUCGGCGUCGGGAGUUCACUAUAUGUGCUCGACCUCACGAAGGAAGACAAAAGCGCGUCGCAAGCGAAAGAGUUAUUCCGAAAAGACCUCCCCGACAAGCUCCACUGCGUGGCCUUCAGCGCCGACGAUUCGAUAAUUGCGGCGGGCGACGCCUUCGGGCGGUGCCACGUCUUCCACGGGCACCACGGCAAUUCAGUAAAUGUCUUUCCCCACGUGCGGCCGGAGCGGCUCCUGAACAAGAGCGACGACGAUUUGGCGCUGAUGGAGCUCGCCGUGAAUGGAUUGGCCUUUUCGAGCGAUACGCUCGCGACGUGCGGCGCCGACGGCGGCGUGUCGCUCUGGAGAUUAGCAUGCGGGACGCGGCAGCGGGAGCUGUACGCCGAGCUUCUAGACGACCCGGACGACGACGAGAGGAGCGAGGCGGACAAGGCGAGAGAUCGAAGGGUGCUCGGCUGGCUCUCGCCCGAGAUGCGGACGAUGCUGAAACCGGCCCCCGCGCCGGCCGGGUACAUCUGCGCCUGCUUCUGCGGCGAUAAUUCUUUAGUGGUAGGAGGCGAGCGCGACGAGUUGCAUGUGUGGGUGAGCACGGGCGAGUGGGCCGCGACACCACCAGAACCCUCCAAACAGUUAAAGGGCCACGACCAGUGGGUCGUGUCCAUAUCUUACAAUAAUGAAACGCUGGCCUCGCUCGACGUCGCCGGGUUGCUCAUCCUGUGGAAGGAUUUUGUACAGACGAAGCAGUUAUGUGUCGGCGCGACGGGCGCGUCCGUACACUUGAGCGAGAAAUGGCUGAUCACGGGCGGCGAUUCUAUGGUAAAGGUCUGGGACCUUCUGUCAUUCACGUGCCGCCAGUCGUUCAAGGCGCACGAGCUGCAGAUUAUCAAAACGGCCGUGGCCUUCGAUAAGGAGGGCGAAGGGUUUCAAGUAGCGACGCUCGGCGGCGACCGGCGGACGCUGCUCUGGCGCAUGGACCAAGAAGCCUUGUGCGGCGAAUGCGUCUUGAUGGGGUUGAGUGGUCACGCGUGGAGGGACGACCCCGAGGCCGAGGUCGACGACGUGUGUGUCGUCGGUAGCAAGCUCGUGACGACGGACCGCGCGAAAUUAAGGCUGCGUGUGUUCGAUGGGGACGGCCGUUCUGGCAAAACAUGUACGAACGAGAAGACGGGUUCAACGAGACCGCCAUCAAGAUUUGAAGUGAUAGCGUCGAAUAACGAGACGCUCGUCACGAUCUGCGAAGAGGGGCGGUGCAGCACGUGGACGGUCGAGGACGACUUCACGCUGACAAGGUCCUGGGCCUACCACGGCGACCUGAGGCCGCGGAGUGUGUGCGCGACGUGGACCAACGGUCCGGUCUGCUCGUGCGACGUCGCCGGCAAAUUGAUAGUUGUCGAUCCAUCGACGGGAGGCUUGCUGAACGACUUUGAUGGGUUUGAGAGUAAUGACGGCGGCUGGGCCUACGCUGAUUUAGGGGGUAUUGACGAUGAACGGAGCUGGUGCCUCUGCUCUCAUAGAGGGACGCGACUCGUGGCCUUCGACCCGGAGGAGAACGAGGCUUAUGAUCUCGUGGAGCUGCCGGGCCACUGCGGGACCAUACAAAAGGUGGACUGCUGCGGCGUGCCCUCGGUGUCCUUUUUCGAAGAGAAGCAGUUGAGGGUAGUGGCCUUGGGGAGCGGCGGCGUGGCCUUCGCCUGGGCGCCCACGGCCGAGGUCGAUGGCCUGAAGACGCGGGGCGGCCUCGUCGAGCUCGCGCUGCCGCCCGGGGUGCACGAUGGUUCAGGAAUCUCGGACCACUCGGGCCACGCCGCGGACCGCGCCGUGCAGCGAGUGAUAGAUGCCGUGAAGGAUCGGCGGCAGGGCGUGCACCGCGCGCACGUGCAGCGCAUGGAGCGGGCGGCCGAGAAGCGGAAGCCCCGGCGGCGCGUGGAUUUGAUCGGUGUUUCCAGUUUUGUGCACCACGCGAGGCACUGCGUGCUGGGCUGGUCGCAGCGGCGCGUCGGCGUGUGGUUUGAUGAUGAUAGAAAAGAUAAGGACCGGGCGACGACGCAGCGAAUUAAAUAUAGACUGCGCCUCGUCGCGGACUUUGAUGCAAGGACGCGGAUCCAGCACGCCUACGUGCUUCAGUCGAAAUUGUACGUCGUGACGCGACGGGGCUGGCUGCACCGCAUCGACGUCGGCGAGGUGUUAGAUGACGGUUUACCGGUGGACGAGGCGGUGCUCCAGAGGCGCCGGUCGUCGAUGAUGGUGCGCGGGCGCCUGUCCGGCCGCCAGGUCGCGUGGGAGGAGCUCGAGGAGCCGAGCUCGCACGACGACGUGAACGAAGGCGACGCGUCGCCGCCGAAAGUCAACAGCAACCUCAGCUCGCUCAUGCGCUUCUCGGAGAAGCGGCGCGAGACGCGCCAGGCGGACUUCGCGUCCAUCGCGCGGGCCCGCGCGACGCGGCGGUCGAUCAAGCCCGGCCGGCCCUCGGUGCUGCGAAGAGGCGUCCAGCAGGGGCGCCUCGCCGUGGCGAAUGCGCCCGUGGCGCGCACGGGUGCUCAGGUCGCGCCGCGCGCGCGGCGCGAGUCCGCCGUCAUCCGGGCGGGGCGCCUCGCGGACGAGGCGCUCGGGCGCGGGCCGGCGCUCGAGGAGAUCGGCGAGGGGAGCGAGUCAGAGGAGGACUAA